Cooperia oncophora is the source of this 540-nucleotide messenger RNA. NCBI's taxonomy places the organism in Eukaryota, Metazoa, Nematoda, Chromadorea, Rhabditida, Trichostrongylidae. The record is from the annotation of a GenBank genome assembly.
AUGCUGUUGUUCAAGGUUCAAAGUUCUGCGCCUGUGAAAGUGAUGACAUGUCGAGGAACGUCAUUUCCACCAGCCCCCGAAGGAGGAAGCGGUGCCAUCGAAAAUGCUCCUGCCGCUGACAUUAAAACGGAUCUCUCCGAAUUCAUGGGACAGGAACUGAGCAAAUCUGAACGACCUGAUCUCGGCACAGCUAAAAUCGUCGUUUCUGGUGGACGAGGAGUUAAAAGUGCUGAGAAUUUCAAGCUUAUCUACGACCUCGCAGAUAAACUCGGUGCAGGAGUCGGUGCAUCGCGUGCAGCUGUUGACGCUGGCUUCGUCCACAACGAUAUGCAAGUUGGACAAACAGGGAAGAUUGUCGCUCCAGAGCUGUAUAUCGCUAUUGGAAUCUCAGGUGCUAUCCAACAUUUGGCCGGUAUGAAAGACAGCAAAGUCAUCGUGGCCAUCAAUAAAGACGCCGAUGCGCCAAUCUUCCAGGUGGCUGACUAUGGACUGAAAGCCGACCUAUUCAAAGCAGUGCCCGAGCUGAUUGCAGCUCUUUGA